Parathielavia appendiculata is the source of this 1329-nucleotide messenger RNA. Its product is annotated as SWIB-domain-containing protein. Gene Ontology annotation, biological process: nucleolar large rRNA transcription by RNA polymerase I; transcription initiation at RNA polymerase I promoter. The transcript has 4 exons. Gene Ontology annotation, cellular component: nucleus; RNA polymerase I upstream activating factor complex. The coding region runs from base 179 to 985 and encodes 268 amino acids. The record is from RefSeq and is a predicted model, not a curated record. Gene Ontology annotation, molecular function: RNA polymerase I cis-regulatory region sequence-specific DNA binding. Lineage: Eukaryota; Fungi; Ascomycota; Sordariomycetes; Sordariales; Chaetomiaceae.
CCAUCUGCGCCAAUACCAUUGAUCGUGCCGCGCAUCAACGUCGCGUCCCAUCGUUUGCUCUAGACAUUCAACCUCCAUCCGCCGCCUAUUUUGCGUCUUGCCACACUUUGCAGACAUUGCCCUACGCCAGCGAUUCCCAUCGUGAUAAACUGGAAACCCACACAACCGGGUGCAAUUGAUGCGCCUUGCCGUCUCGGCAACAUGUCUACCCCGCUCCUACACGCGAAUCAUCGACGGCAUCCUUGCCGUAGCCGAUCUCGAGACCGUCACACGCAAGAAAGUCCGCAAGGGUCUCGAGGAAGCCAUCAGCAAGGACCUUAGCAACCAGAAAGAUGCCAUUAAGGCCCUAAUCGAGGCGCGCUUUGACGCCAUCUCCAACGAGGUAGCCCAGGUACCCACACCGACAUCUGGCGCGGCCGCCGGACACGAGAUCAAUGGCCGCUCCUCGUCGGCCGAUGGCGAGAUCGAGGUGUCGCUACCCCCGCCCAGCAAAAAGCCCAAGAGGGAGGCGAGCUCGAGCGAGGAGGCCGAUGCCCGCCUGGCCGCCGAGCUACAAGCCCAAGAAAACAGGCUGUCCCGCGGCCGAGUGACUCGCGGUGGCGCGGCCGGCGCUUCCAAGCCCAAGUCGAAGCCGAAGCCGGCCAAGAAGAAGACGCCGAAGCGGGUGCGCUCCGAUGAAGAUAGCAACGUUGAGGAUUCAGAGGCCGGUGCCGAGCCCAAGAAGCGCAAGGCCGGCGGCGGCUUCCAGAAGCCCUUCAACCUCAGCGUCCCGCUGGCAGAGCUGUGCGGUGAGAGCCAGCUAUCCCGCCCGCAAGUUGUCAAAAAGAUAUGGGAAUACAUCAAGGGCAACGAGCUCCAAGAUCCCAAUGACAAGCGCCAGAUUUUGUGCGACGAAAAGUUGCAUGCCGUCUUCAGGCAGGACAAGGUAAACAUGUUCUCGAUGAACAAGCUCCUGGGGAAUCAGUUAUACCCAAUCGAAGACUGAGGCUGGCUUUCUUAUUUCUCAUCCCUGGACUCCUGGACAAGGUCGGCGUUCAUGGCGCUUUGGGCACUUGACAUCGGCUUGGAGACGGUUCUUACGGCAAUGUCUCUUCUUUAUCUCCUUUGCCCAUUCGGUGGACAGUUUGCUGUCUUCGUCGAUGGCCAACCUCAGCUUCUCGCAUCGUCGAGGUUGACAGUUCUCAUGUUUCGGCAAAUCACCAGCUCCAUUUUUCCGUCGAACAUGACGACAGGAGGCAUUCCAUCGAACCCCACGCAGCCUACCCUUGGGCAAUUACAAUCUAAUUUUCCUUCUAUAUCUAGCUGGGUAGUUCUCCCAGAACCGACAUU